Molecule: messenger RNA, 1614 nt
Organism: Zootermopsis nevadensis
Lineage: Eukaryota; Metazoa; Arthropoda; Insecta; Blattodea; Termopsidae
Product: 4-vinylanisole receptor
Biological process (GO): sensory perception of smell; detection of chemical stimulus involved in sensory perception of smell
Cellular component (GO): plasma membrane
Molecular function (GO): odorant binding; olfactory receptor activity
Source: RefSeq, a predicted model, not a curated record
CAACAUUAUGUUUCUUGGAAAUCUACAGGAUGGAGGCCCUGUCCUUGAACCUGCGCCUUCUAACAUUAUCCGGCAUUGUUGAACCCACAUCUGUUUCUGGCAGCCUCUGGAAGAAGUCUCUGUUCUCAAUGUACAUGACCACAUCCAUCAUUGUGUUUAUACCAAUCCUACUGGGGGAACUGACGGCUUUCUACCAUUUCUGGGGAGACCUCGUGGUUAUUACCAACAACAUGUUUACUUUAGUUGGUAAUGUCACUUUCUACGGAGAAGCACUCUACAUCAUUGCACGGAAGAAGGACUUCCUGAAGCUGGUAGAGAAACUUCAGGACAUGAUAGAUCAUAUGCCAAGGGCUGGUGCUAAGUGCGACCUCAUUGCCAAACAGACAGCAAAACGCAGCAAGUCACUCACUUUGAGCAUGUUGUUCAUCGUAUACAUGGUUCCCUUUAGCUGGAGUAUUUCACCUCUUGUCAGCAUGCUCCUCGCAGUUGACGAGGACAUUCCAGAACAUGACACUCAGCUUGAGGAUGAGGUUGAGGAAUUCUGGAAGAGCCUUAUAUCUAUUAUGUGGCUGCCUCUGGAUGCUACACAAUCCCCUGCGAGAGAAUUUAUCUACAUGGGUCAGGCAUUUGUGUUCUUAAUCACUGCCUCUUACUACACCUCGGUAAACACUGUUUUUGUGGCGUUGAUUGUGCAAACCACCGGUCAGUUCGAGAUCCUCCUGGCCACAAUAAACCACAUGGAUGAUGCCGUGAGGUCACAAGAUCUGCUACCAUUUGAAAAAACUGAGGACCUCACAAAUACAGUUCUAAUGGACGUGUCUGAAGGUAAGGUGAUGAGGUGGAUGCACCAACAUGAUGAUCCAACGGAUUUACGUCCAUACUUUGUGGCUGUCAUACGUCAUCAUCAGAUGAUUAUUGCAUUCGCCAAGCAACUGAACGACCUUCUCAGUCCACUGCUAUUCUUAUAUUUCUUCAGCGCUCAAGUCAUGAUGUGCGUCAUGGCUUUCCAGAUGGUGCUCACUUGGGAAGAACAGAAUAAUUUCCUUAAGUUCUGCUUUGGGCUUCUCUGUGUCCUGGUGGGUCCAUUUUUCUUCUGCUCGCAAGGAGACGUACUUAUUCAGAAGAGUUUCGAAGUACAGCAAGCUGUGUAUGGAUGUAAGUGGUAUUACCGUUCGGAGCGCUUCAAGCGGACAAUGCUGCAAGUGAUCACGAGGUCACAGAGACCUGUGAGCCUCACAGCCGGAAAACUGUACAUAGUAUCCAUGGAAUCGUUUGCGAAGAUGCUGAACACAGUUUAUUAUUAUUUCGCGGUGCUGAAGCAACUUCAUGAGAAAUGACGCAGCAAGAAGAUAUAUUGAGGAUUUGUUUCAACAGUAACAUUUUAGCACCACAUAAAAUUGUGAUCACGUGGGGUCAUAGUGACGCCAUAAUAAAACUUCGUGCACAGAAUUUUAGAACGCAAAUGAACCGACAAUAACCCAUCAUGAACAUUCACAUCCCAACUCAAGUAAACAAAUCCAAACCUAAUGUACUCAUACCAAAUGCAACAGUCAAUAAUUCUGGAAGCUUUGUAAUCAUUUAUCCAAAAAUAAAAUAUGCAAUGCAGAAAAACUA